Rhipicephalus sanguineus (brown dog tick) is the source of this 1064-nucleotide messenger RNA. Its product is annotated as saxiphilin. The transcript is spliced from 5 exons. The coding region runs from base 153 to 941 and encodes 262 amino acids. Lineage: Eukaryota; Metazoa; Arthropoda; Arachnida; Ixodida; Ixodidae. The record is from RefSeq and is a predicted model, not a curated record.
AGUGCCACGUGACGAAGCAGUGGGGGCCUUUCCCAGCUUGUCCUUCAUAAGCGGGCCGCGUGAGUAUCGGACGACAGAAGCAGUCCUUUUGAAGAGCAGGCUAGUAGCAGCUACACGGAUUAACUCUGAGAGAACAAACAACAAUCGUCAACAUGGCUCGGAUCAGCUUCUUUACGCUCGCGAUUUUCGCGCUUGUUGGCUGCGUGUACUGUGCUUCGACGCGUGAGACGGACUGCCAGCGUCGUCGUCGGACGGAGCAGGGCGCCACCAGGAACCUGACUGGACUCCUGGUCCCCGAGUGUGAUGAGCACGGAAACUACAAGGCCAUCCAGUGCUUCGGUGAAACGGUCCGUGGAGGAAGGCCCUUCUGCGCAUGCUACGACAACGAGUUUGGUCAGAUCAAGGGCCCCUCGAGGAACCUGAGGUCGUGCAACUGCAUUAGGGACCACCACGAGUGGGAGCGUAGAUCACGUUCUCAGCAGGGACCGGAGCCACGAUGCGACGCCACCUCCGGAGAAUACAACCCUCUGCAGUGCGACGUUAGCUCGCACUGGUGCGUCGAAACGGACUCCGGCCGGCAGCUGGGUGAAAGGCAACCUGGUGGAUGUUCUGAAAACCUGUUUUCCACCAGCUGCGGUGUCGGCGGAACGCACCGUGGUCACGACGGUGACCACAGCGGAUCUCACGGCGACCAUCACAGAGGCUCUUCCCACCAUGGUACAUCAUCCCACGACGACCGCACUUCCCAACGCAGUGGCACCUCUGGUACUCGCGGCACCUCUGGGUCUUCCGGCCACGAUGAUUCCAGUCGCCAGAGCUCCGGGUCCUCCCGUGGCAGCUCCGGAUCUUCUAGUCACAACGAUGAUAGCCACCAGGGCAGCUCCAGUUCGUCCCAACGUGGAAGCUCUGGCCACUCAAGCAGUGACUCGAGUCAUAACUGAAUCCCUGAAACGAGUCGCGCAUAAUUUUCGAAACCAAGAACAAAAAGAACAGCUCAUUACUGCCACAUGGUAAUAUACGAUUUAGCAGAAAGCAUGUCGUUUGUAAUAAACCAAAGAAACUGA